Messenger RNA from Cannabis sativa, 1974 nucleotides. RefSeq lists its product as uncharacterized. Lineage: Eukaryota; Viridiplantae; Streptophyta; Magnoliopsida; Rosales; Cannabaceae. The transcript has 4 exons. Bases 279 to 1667 code for a protein of 462 amino acids. The record is from RefSeq and is a predicted model, not a curated record.
AUUCCGAAAUCCCUUUCUUAUCCCUAAACCUAGAGCCAAACCCAAGGUUAGGUCUUUCUUUUUGGCUCUACAAAAUCCCUAUUUUGAGCAUCUUCUUCACUCAAGCACGACUCAGUCUCACUCUCAUCACUCUCUCUCUCUCUGUUCAUUCAAAACCCCUCAAAACCAAAAGCCCUUGAUUCGACCUCAACCACCGCCACCACCCUAAUCCGGUGGGGCUCCCAAUCGAUCAACCCAAUCCACUCCAAAAAUAAAACCCUCUCUUUCAUAGCACGAUAAUGGCGGCCUCCGAUGUCUCUGACGGACCCGUCCUUAGUCUCAUCAACAAGCGCCUCAGAGCCCUUCGUAAGAAACUCAAUCGCAUCGUCCAGUUGGAGGAGGGCAUCGCCCAAGGUAAACCCAUUGUCAAAGAGCAAGAGGAAGUCCUCCGCUCCAAGCCUGUUGUCUCCGCGCUCAUCGAUGAGCUCGAAAAGCUUCGUCAACCCCUUUCCGCUGCCGUCGACGAGGAGAUUAACCUCGCUGUACAAAACCACCAGCAGGUCCUACCCUCCUCCCAGCCUAUAUCCUCAUCCUCCGAUGGUUCCCCAGAUAAAGAUCAUCAGAACGAAAACCAGACCAACGGAACGUCUUCAGAGCCUGUUAUUAGCCGAGAACAGGAUCAGAAAGAAACUGUGGUGGAGGACCUUCUCAAUAUACUCUAUUUUGGGUCUCUUUUUGAUGUUAAAUCUCAGAGUGACUUCACUUCAACCAUGCUUACCAGGACCCACGAGCGCGGUUGUUGCUUGACUUAUGAUUAUGUCACUGACGAUGCUACUGAUCUGCUUGGCGAGAGAGAUUUGGACCUGAUUUCCAAACUCGGUGGGCUUUUGAUCUCUCGCCCCGUCGAUUCGAGUUUGUCCCACAAGAAUGCUCUGCAGCGUUGCCUUGAGCACGCCAAGCUUUGGUUGACCAAGUCGGACCAGCUCAUUGAGCCCAGUGCUAAUAUUACCUAUGCGGAGUUGAGGGAGAGGCUGAGCAAGAUUAUGGCUUCAGACUACUUGACCACUACGCCUGAGAUGAAAGCUCCCGUAGAAGUUGCUGCAGGAAAUUAUGCCUCCUUUCAGGUGCCUGUUCAGGAUUCCAUCUCAUCGAUCCCGGUGGAAGCAUCGGUUUCGCAGUUCCAACAGGAAGAAGGCACAUCAGAAUUUCAAGAGCAUGAAAUGGGUGAUCAUCAUCCAAGUCAUGUAGAUGAAUUUCAUAAGGAUGAUGAACAGGAGAUAGGUAAUUCUGAAGAGAUCCCCAUUGAACGUGAACAAAACAUAGCAGAGACAGAAGUAGAAUACAGUCAGAGAGACUUCGAAUUGAAAGAGCAACAGAAUGUACAGCGCAGGCCCUAUCAGAACCAAAGGGGAGGUCGCGGAGGUGGUGGUGGGGGUGGCCGCAGAGGUUACCCAAACAGCCGUGGAGCUCGGGGCAGCAGUAGAGGUGGGGGACCCUACCAAAACGGUAGAGGCGGAGGACCCUACCAAAAUGGUAGAAACCAGUAUUAUGAGCAGCAGCAGCCCGGAGGUUAUUAUCCCAGGAAUUACUAUAAUAAUAGAGGUGGAAGGGGUGGAAGAGGAGGUGGGCCAUCUUACAACAAUCAUGGCUCAGUGGUUGAAGGCGGUAGUGUUGGGGUUGGGUCAUGAUGUUAAUAGAAUUUGUUGAUAGGGACCAUUUUUAGUAGCAUCUUUUUGUGUUGGUACUUGGUGAAUCUUUUGUUUCUUUACCUUUGAAAGAUGAUCUGAAUGCGGGGUUGCCUAUAAUGAACUCACCAUCCAGGUCUCUUUGUAGUUGGGAUAAAUUAAGGAUUUCAAUAAGAAACGGUGCAAAAUGAAAUAGAUUUUUGAUGUUUCUUUCUGGUCCUAUUCUUUUGCUCUUUUAAUAUAUGUUUUAGCUUGGUUUGUUCAUAAGAAGAACCGAUACAUUUAAUAUAUAUAUUUGGUUUAUAUGUUA